Messenger RNA from Loa loa (African eye worm), 174 nucleotides. RefSeq lists its product as hypothetical. The coding region runs from base 1 to 174 and encodes 57 amino acids. NCBI's taxonomy places the organism in Eukaryota, Metazoa, Nematoda, Chromadorea, Rhabditida, Onchocercidae. The record is from RefSeq and is a predicted model, not a curated record. The transcript has a single exon.
AUGCUAUACAUUCUGCAUCGGUCUGGAAAGAUACAUCUAACAUUUGUAGCGUUUGCAGCAAGCGUUGGGUGGAAAGCUCAUACCAAAUAUUCAUUAACGAAGUCUAGCCAUGAUGAUGGUGAUGAUGAUGAUGAUGAUGAUGAUGAUGAUGAUGAUGAUAUGCAUGACAAAUAG